GCUUUCGAAGUUUUUGCAGUGAUCAGAGAAUAGAUUCAUUCCUCUUUGCAGUGAAGCAGGAAACUGCAAGAACUUUACGAGACAAGAAAACGAUGUCGUCGAAGCGGAGUCAUACGACGGAGCUAGGCUGCGUAGCUUGCCCGGAGCUGGGCGACCUUGGUGCAGGAAAAGAAAGGUGGUUGGUCGAAAACCCUAACCUUCUCUGCGCUCUUGACACCCAUUCCCUUGCCCUCGCAAAUCGAUCUCUCAUCUUAAUUACGGGUUGGGGCGAUGGGCCCCGCCUCAAGAUCCGACCCGAGUUAUCUCCCAUAGAGUCCGAGUCCAUCACGGCUCUGGAGUGGUUGGUCUUUGACGAGAUUCGCGUGAUUGCGGUGGGCACCUCUUGUGGGUAUUUCUUGGUUUAUUCUUUGGAAGGCCAGUUGGUUCAUAGACAGAUGGUGUAUCCUGGGCGCAUUCUGAAAAUAAGACUCCGUGGAACUAAGAAAGAUUUGACCCAUCAAACAUCAUCCUCAGAGGAGAUUUCUAUUGUUAGUCGUGGUGUAAUUGCUCGUUUCGAUGGCUCUGAUAUUCAGAAUAUGCUGCAAGAAUGGUUUCAAGAAACUCAUUCUCAGUUUUGGGAUGAAAAGCCCAAGAAGAGAGAUUCAGAUGCUUUAGAAAAUACACACAAGAGAUUGCCUUACCAGUUGUGGAAUGUUAACAAAUAUGGGUCGUGUGCUGAUGCAGCUAUCACCGGCAUAAUGCCCCCUCCACUUAUGGAGAUCCAGUCAAGUCAACAAUACUAUUGUGGAAUCACUAUUGGAGAAGACGCUGUAAUUUCAGCUUACAGACUUUCAGAAAACAGAAGCAAGUCUCUUGUGGGAGCUAUUCUUUCAAAAGUUGUGCCUGCUACAUUCUCAACAAUAGCUUCUUUCUCCAAAAUGAUAUGGCGAAGUGAGCAAACAUCAACCAAAAAGUCAGAAGCAAAGCCUCAGUCAUUUGCGAAAGCUUCUCCCUUGACAUGUUUAAAGGAUCACCCAAGGAAAGGUGAAAAGCUUACGCUAUCACCAAGUGGAACAUUGGCUGCGAUAACAGAUUCACUUGGUCGUAUAUUGCUCUUAGAUACUCAAGCACUUGUGGUUGUGCGACUAUGGAAGGGAUAUCGUGAUGCUUGCUGUUUCUUUAUGGAGAUGCUUGUGAAAAGGGACAAUGUAGAGGCUAGCACCUCUUAUUAUGAACCAUCAAAGAGUGAUUAUUGCCUCUGUCUAGCAAUUCAUGCGCCUAGGAAAGGAAUCGUUGAGGUCUGGCAGAUGAGAACGGGACCACGUCUUUUAACAAUUCAGUGUGCCAGGGGUAGUAAGUUGCUUCAACCAACAUACAGGUUUGGAUCAUCAUUUGAUUCUCCAUAUGUUCCUCUAGAAGUGUUCUUGUUGAACGGAGACUCUGGUCAAUUGUCAGUUCUAAACAGGUCUCUUAAUUGAAUCUCUAGAAGAGCGUCCUUUAAUCUUAAUGUCCAUUCUUUCAUUUCUUAAGCAAUAUGUUUGUUAUUUUGGUGUAUUAUAUCAUAGAACGGUGUAUAAAUGGAUUGUGGAUUUAGAUUGUAUGCCGCAUUUAGUAAUCAGAGCUUUCUCUGUUUCUCCA
Hevea brasiliensis (rubber tree) is the source of this 1617-nucleotide messenger RNA. RefSeq lists its product as uncharacterized. Gene Ontology annotation, biological process: regulation of GTPase activity. Bases 93 to 1457 code for a protein of 454 amino acids. Gene Ontology annotation, molecular function: protein binding. The record is from RefSeq and is a predicted model, not a curated record. Lineage: Eukaryota; Viridiplantae; Streptophyta; Magnoliopsida; Malpighiales; Euphorbiaceae. The transcript has 8 exons.